This is a messenger RNA of Racocetra persica, 276 nucleotides long. The record is from the annotation of a GenBank genome assembly. Lineage: Eukaryota; Fungi; Glomeromycota; Glomeromycetes; Diversisporales; Gigasporaceae.
UAAAAAGUAUAAAUAGAAACGACGGAAGCGAUGAAAAAAACACUAAUGUCAGAGUUCAAGAUUUAGAUUUUCAAGCCGAGGAUGGAAAUGUUAAAAUCGUGCGGAUUUAUUUCAUUAUGCACGACCAAAGCCAGAAAUCAAAACUGGAUAUUUUGGAGGAACAACAAACUUAUGAAUUGAGUUUUGAUGAUGGGGUAGUAAAAGUGAAUAAAGAUGAGAAUGUUUUAAGUGCCAAGAAGGAAGGGGGCAGUUUUUCUUCUGCCAGUAUGGCAAGCG